UAUCAUCAUCAAUCCAUCUUUUCCUCAUUUUUUCAUCAGUUUUCAAAAUAAACAUACGCAAAUAAAGGUUGCAAUCUUUAUAUUUAAUUUCGUAGAAAAUAAAGUCGUAUUUGAUGAAUUUCUUGUAAAAAUAGAGGCAAUGACAAUACAAUUGCAACGUGGUCUGCUGGCGUCGCCCUUAUGUUGAUUGAUUGUAUAUACUCAACAAAGAAGAGCAACUCGCGAAGAUAGAAACACGCAAAGGCAGGAAGCGACUUCGAAUUGUUUACUUUCGUUCAUUAUGUCGAAGCGCUGGCAUCGUGCGUCGUUCUCAGCGAUGUCUGGAAUCCCAUGGAGUAACGAGGAACACAGUCUAAAAAAUUUCGUACUUGAGCACCAACCACCACAAGUUGUCAAAGUAAAGAAAGACGGUAAAUUGUUGAAAAGCAGCGUUGAGUUGGUGCUUCACGAGACGAAAUCUCAAAAGAAAAUCGAAGGCUGUCUCGUUUCUGAUGGCGAGACCUUUGUUCUGCCUUAUGAUUGUACGGCAAAGGUAUACCAGCUGAGUAAGGCCGAGGAAUAUAGAACUUUAAAUGAACUACGUAAAGCCCUACCUACGUGUCGAUUUUUUUUGAUAACAAGCAAACCAAAAGAUGAACAAUUACAAGCAAUUGAGCGAGGGGAAGUGUUGACAAUUGUGUUUAAAAAAACCAUUAGUGGUGGAGACGUUUUUACUUGUGAAAGGAAGAAGAUUGGGGCAAAAAUCGACAUUAAAGGCAACGCUGAAGGUGGAUUCGCGCCUAUGGGAACGACGAACGAACGAAAAAUCAACGAGUUUGUUCGCUCGUAUUCUACAUUUCCUAUUGGAAUAGGAUUAACACAGUCAACAUUGACAAAUACAGCAUUUGCCUCUCUUAACGAUCUUAUUAUGAAAUCAUCAAGUGGCUUAAUCCGCCUUACUCGCCUGCUGACUGUGGAUUCUGUGAUAGCCUCGAGCUUAGGAAAGAAGGUAGUCUAUUGCAUUCCGAAUGGACUCGAUUUUAAGGUAAUACCAUCAAAAGCUUUGCUGCAAGGAAAUGCCGAACACAAAGAUUUAUGUCGUAAGUUUAACGAAGAUGUCGACAAGGAUAAAAUUUAUACACGUUUGAACACGAGUGUCACAUUCGGAAACCCCGAAACGGAACUUGUUCAGUGGGUUUAUGGACAAGAAAGUUAUUAUGAUGUUGUAGGGUCGUUUAUCCCGAGUGGAAGGUCUCAGAGAAGUAGUGUUUUGAUUCGGGGUUCUGCUCUUGAGCGUGGAACGAAUAGCAAUAGCGAGGAAAAAAAUAACGAAAAGAAAAAGAAGGUCGACGAUAAAGAAAAAGAUAAGGACUUGAAGAGUAAUAAUAAAAAAAGUAAAGACGGCAAAGAGAAGGAAAAGGUUGCAAAUAAGGAGAACAAGACGAAAGAGUUAAAAAAGGAGAAGGCUGACGGUAAAAAAUCCAAAGCUAUUGAGAAAGCAAGCAAGAACGAUGAAAGUUUGCCUCAACCAUUAGAAGAUGAUAGCGGUUAUCUUGUUCCAGCGGAGUUGCUGCGCGCGGAAAAACAAGAUGCUAAGGUAGAGAAGGCGGAGAAGGUUGACAAAAAUGAAAAGGUUGACAAGAAUAGCAAGACUGACAAAAAUGAAAAGGUUGACAAGACUAGCAAGACUGACAAGAAUGAAAAGGUUGACAAGACUAGCAAGACUGACAAGAACGAAAAGGUUGACAAGACUAGCAAGACUGAAAAAACUACCAAGUUAGACAAGACAGACAAAAACCGUGAAAACGGAGAACGUGGUUCAAUUGGACUCACUCUGGGUCGGUUUAUCGGCUUAAAGAAAGGAAAACACGACAAAAAGAAAGGCGAAAGGCCAGUGAUAGAAGUCCUUCAUAGUUAUCUUGAGGAGCCGCAAACAAGAAGCUCAACAAUGCAGGAAAGUACAAAAUUAGAAAAACCUCAAGACUCGAAGAAUACAGGAAAUGGCGUCAGCGCUAGUCAGUUGAAUGAAGAAUCGGAUAAAACCGAUGGUCAACCAUCAAACGUAAAAGAAGAAAAAAAGGGAAAAAGUACGUUAGGCAAAAAGGGCGGGAAAAAAAUGCGUGAUUUCUUUUCAAAGAAUCAACCAAUGGAUGACAAACCUUCCAAAUCGUCAUCACAUACGUCAUCGACAUUGCCUCCGUCACCUAGCAACAAAGAUAUUACUGACGAACCAGAUAUGUAUGUCAUACCUGUAGAUGAUGAGAAAGAGUCAUCUUCACCGACGUCGCUUUGUGACCGAGAGUUGCCCGAACUUCCACCGACGGAGCCACGACACAAUGGCAGUGUCUCAGACGAAGCAACCUUUAAUGGCGACGACAAUCUUUACGACGAGAUUGCGCCCGUUGAAAAGAAAACGUUUAAGAUACCGAAAGAUCUUUCAAAGCUUAGCACUAACGAAAUUUCCCAGGUUUUAAGAGCAGUGAACAUGACGGAGCACAUAUCGAAGUUUAGAAAGGAACAAAUAGACGGGGAAAUCUUUAAAGCGUUAGAUGAGAAAACUUUAGGAGCUCUCGGUGUUGUCGACCCGUUGCAACGACUUAAGAUUAAGAAAUUAUUGAAAGGUUGGCGACCGAAAAGCUGAGGAUGUUUUUUUCAAUGAAAUGCUGUCUCGUUGUGUAUUAUUUAUUCACGAUAUGAUUGACAUUCUCGUGAAUGUUGAAAUUGAGUUUUAAGCUGUUGCGAAACUAAUUGUUUUUUGCAGUUUUGUGCAAUGAAUUAAUCAGCGCGUAAAACAAAAAUUACAAAAUCUGCAAUUUUUUAAUUUUUACUAGUUUUAAUCUUUUAACAAAUGUAUAUAUACUUAAGACACUCGGUCAAGAUGAUUGUAGCAAGCCCCAUUUCUCAAUAAAGAAUACAAUUUCCGAAGAACAA
Xenia sp. Carnegie-2017 is the source of this 2910-nucleotide messenger RNA. RefSeq lists its product as uncharacterized. Gene Ontology annotation, molecular function: protein binding. The coding region runs from base 281 to 2620 and encodes 779 amino acids. The transcript has 7 exons. NCBI's taxonomy places the organism in Eukaryota, Metazoa, Cnidaria, Anthozoa, Malacalcyonacea, Xeniidae. The record is from RefSeq and is a predicted model, not a curated record.